Molecule: messenger RNA, 864 nt
Organism: Acanthosepion pharaonis
Lineage: Eukaryota; Metazoa; Mollusca; Cephalopoda; Sepiida; Sepiidae
Source: the annotation of a GenBank genome assembly
AUGGCAGACCUACCAGAAGAUCGCCUAUCUAUGGAACCUCCCUUCACAAAUGUGGGGCUCGACGUUUUUGGGCCUUGGCCCAUUACUUCACGUUGGACCAGAGGAGGCUUCGCCCACAGCAAGCGGUGGGCCACCAUAUUUACAUGCAUGACCACAAGAGCAGUUCACAUCGAGAUCUUGGAGUCACUCAAUACAUCAAGCCUGAUAAAUGCUCUCAGACGCUUCUUUUCCAUCCGGGGUCCUGCAAAACUUAUCCGUUCUGACCAAGGCUCCAAUUUUGUCGGAGCCAGAAAUGAACUCAGAAACAAUUCCACCCUAGAUGCAAGUGCGGUGAGUAAACACCUCUCUGACUACGGUUGUACCUGGUUAUUCAACCCUCCGCAUGCAUCACACAUGGGUGGAGCGUGGGAAAGAAUGAUAGGUAUAGCCAAGAGAAUUCUCAAUUCCAUGUUGCUGCAACAUGGAAGUACCAAACUAACCCAUGAAGUACUCACCACCUUUCUGGCUGAGGUAGCUGCCAUUGUUAAUAACAGACCACUUGUCCCAGUAUCCACAGACCCAGAGGACCCAGUUCUGCUAACACCUUCAACACUCCUCACCCAAAAGAUUGGCUCUGUUCCUGCACCGACAGGUGACUUCACCACAAAGGACGUUUCUAGACGACAAUGGAGGCAUGUUCAACAUCUUGCGCAGACGUUUUGGAACUGGUGGAAGGGCCAGUACCUCCCUCUUUUGCAGGCCCGAAGCAAAUGGACUUCCAGCAUUCCAAACCUGAAACCUAGCAGCGUGGUUCUUUUGAAAGACCAGGAUUCAAAGAGAAACGAAUGGCCCUUGGGACUGAUUACCCGUGUCAUUCCUAGCUGA